UUGCGAUUCAUCAGGAUGGCGGAGUUCUUGGAUUUGGAAACCCAAGACGCCGUGCGGAUGCCAUGGAAUGUGCUCCCCGGCACCAAACAAGAAGCCGCUCAAUGCGUCAUCCCAAUUUCCGCCAUCUACACUCCAAUCAAACCCUUACCAAACACCACACCUCUCCUCCCUUACUCUCCUCUCCGAUGUCGCAAUUGUCGAUCCGUACUCAACCCCUUUUCCAUCGUCGACUUCUCCACCAAAAUCUGGAUCUGUUCCUUCUGCCUCCACCGUAAUCACUUUCCUCUUCAAUACCAACAAUCAAUAUCUGAAGACAACCUCCCGGCUGAACUCUUCCAUCAAUACACCACCAUUGAAUACGAACCUCAGAACGAGAGACCCACUUCCCAAGUCAUUCCGCAGGUGUUUUUCUUUGUGGUGGAUACUUGUAUGAUUGAGGAAGAAAUUGGGUAUCUAAGAUCAGGGCUUUCCAGGGUGAUUGGGGAGAUUCCCGAGAAUUCACUUGUGGGUUUGAUUACUUUUGGGAGGUAUGUCUGUGUGCAUGAGUUGGGGUUUUUCGGAAAAAUUCCUAAGGUUUAUGUGUUUAAUGGGACUAAGGAGAUUACGAAAGAUCAGGUUUUGGAACAGAUGGGUUUCUUUUUAAAGAAACCGAGACCGGCUACAGGAGUUGUUGCUGGAGUCAGGGAUGGGCUUUCCCAGGAGAGCAUUUCGAGGUUCUUGUUGCCAGCUGCAGAGUGCGAGUUUGCCCUAAAUUCGGUAUUGGAUGAGCUUCAAAAAGAUCCUUGGCCAGUUCCUGCAGAUCAAAGGGCACCAAGGUGCACUGGCACUGCGCUAACUGUGGCUGCUCAUUUGUUGGGAGUAUGUGUUCCUGGCUCUGGGGCUAGAAUUAUGGCCUUUUUGGGUGGGCCAGCAACCGAAGGACCAGGUUCCAUUGUGUCAAAAGCCUUGUCUGAACCUAUUCGUUCUCAUAAGGAUCUGGAUAAAGAUGAUGCUCCUUAUUUUCACAAAGCAGUGAAGUUAUAUGAAGGACUCACAAAGCAACUCAUACAUCAAGGACAUGUACUUGAUGUGUUUGCUUGUGCUCUUGACCAGGUUGGGGUAGCUGAGCUUAAAAUUGCAGUUGAAAAAACUGGAGGACUUGUUGUACUAGCAGAAAGCUUUGGUCAUUCCGUUUUCAAAGAUUCUCUAUUGCGUGUUUUCCAGUCCGGUGACAAUGACCUGGGUCUAUCAUCAAAUGGUAUAUUUGAGGUAAACUUCUCAAAGGAUAUCAAAAUUCAGGGGGUUCUUGGUCCAUGCGCGUCACUUGAAAAGAAAGGUCCUUUAUGCUCCGACACUACUAUUGGUCAAGGGGGUACUACUGCAUGGAAGAUGUGUGGACUUGAUAAAUCUACUUCAUUAUGCUUAAUAUUUGAUAUCGUGAAGAAAGAAAACCCAGAUGUUAUUGGUCAAGCUGCAAACAAUCAGUUCUAUUUCCAAUUUUUGACUUAUUAUCAGCAUAGCAAUGGACAAAUGCGGCUUCGAGCCACCACUCUCUCGAGAAGAUGGGUCACUGGACCAGAAAAAAUACAGGAUUUGAUUGCUGGGUUUGACCAAGAAGCAGCUGCCGUGGUCAUGGGGCGUCUAGUUUCUUUUAAAAUGGAGACCGAGGCUGAAUUUGAUCCCAUAAGGUGGCUUGACAAAUCAUUGAUACACCUAUGUUCUCGUUUUGGGGACUAUCAGAAGGACAGCCCGUCUUCUUUUGUCCUAUCUCCACGCUUGGCAAUUAUUCCUCAGUUUGUAUUUAACUUACGGAGAUCUCAAUUCGUACAGGUUUUCAAUAACAGCCCAGAUGAGACAGCAUACUUUAGGAUGGUUAUGAACCGAGAAAAUGUUGCCAAUUCAGUCGUGAUGAUUCAACCUUCUUUGAUUUCUUAUGCUUUUAACUCUGGAGCAGAACCGGCUCUUUUAGAUGUGGCCUCUAUUGCUGCUGACAGGAUUCUUCUUUUGGAUUCGUAUUUCACUGUCGUUGUAUUUCAUGGAUCUACGAUUGCUCAGUGGCGUAAAGCUGGGUACCAGAACGAGCCCGAGCACAAGGUUUUUGCUCAGUUGUUGCAAGCUCCUCUUGACGAUGCCAAUGCUAUAGUAAAGGAACGGUUUCCAGUUCCCCGUGUAGUCAUCUGCGAUCAGCAUGGAUCUCAGGCUCGUUUUCUAUUGGCGAAACUAAAUCCUUCGGCUACAUACAAUUCGGAUGCUCCUCCUACUCCUGGUGGUGAUGUUCUGUUUACAGAUGAUGUUAGCUUCGAGAUCUUUUUAGACCAUCUUCAACGAUUGGCAGUUCAAUAAAUUUCCUCUAGCCUCCAAUUUUGUAAGAUUGUACAGUAUCACAAUCCAUCUCUCUUCCUGUAUUGUAGGUUAUGCACCAUUAUUACAAGUAUGAACCAGGAUUUUUCUCACGAUUUUUAUAUACACGUGUUUUUCUUCGAUGAAAAAUUGUGUUAUGUUUUUUCAAGGGUCUUAAAAUGGUUGCAAGUUCAAAUC
Cynara cardunculus var. scolymus (artichoke) is the source of this 2517-nucleotide messenger RNA. RefSeq names its product protein transport protein SEC23-like. Lineage: Eukaryota; Viridiplantae; Streptophyta; Magnoliopsida; Asterales; Asteraceae. Bases 16 to 2322 code for a protein of 768 amino acids. The transcript is spliced from 12 exons. Gene Ontology annotation, cellular component: endoplasmic reticulum exit site; COPII vesicle coat. The record is from RefSeq and is a predicted model, not a curated record. Gene Ontology annotation, biological process: COPII-coated vesicle budding; COPII-coated vesicle cargo loading; endoplasmic reticulum to Golgi vesicle-mediated transport. Gene Ontology annotation, molecular function: GTPase activator activity; zinc ion binding.